Molecule: messenger RNA, 1637 nt
Organism: Periophthalmus magnuspinnatus
Lineage: Eukaryota; Metazoa; Chordata; Actinopteri; Gobiiformes; Gobiidae
Gene: polr1f
Product: RNA polymerase I subunit F
Exons: 4
Coding region: 47-1354 (435 amino acids)
Biological process (GO): DNA-templated transcription; DNA-templated transcription initiation
Cellular component (GO): RNA polymerase I complex
Source: RefSeq, a predicted model, not a curated record
AAAGCGGAACAUCUCUUUUGUUGCUCUUCCGGUUUCUCUAUGCAGCAUGGCGAAUUCGCAGCAUGCUGAAGACAACCCAAAACACGUGAAAAUGUCCGGUGAUGUAGUUGUUACCUCCACCCCGGCCCCUGUCUCCUCUGCCGCGGCAAUCGGUGCGGGGGUUGGGUCCUCGGUGCCUUCGUUCGCCGCGGCCUCGGAGCUGCUGUCGGCUCCCUACUCCUGUUUAGUCAUGAACACGCACCGCAGACACAUAGCUCUCCCUCCUCUGUACCUCAACAAGAAGAAAACAGGAAUCAGAGAAGAACUAGACACAGAGCUGCUCAAGUUUUCACAGAGUCUGAGCGGAGUGCCCUUAGCAUAUGACAACAUAAGAAUAGUGGGGCAUCAGGGGGACAUCUAUGAUGACAGUGGCUAUAUCCACCUGAACAUAGAAGCCAACUUCAUUUUGUUUCAGCCCAAGAAAGGACAGACGUUGUUGGGAAUGGUAAACAAGCUGGGUGUAAAUCAUGUGGGUUGCCUGGUUCAUGGCUGCUUCAAUGCCAGUAUCCCCAAGCCAAACCUCGUCUCUAUGGAAACAUGGAGGGAUGCCGGACCCCAGAUUGGCUCAGAGCUGGAGUUUGAUGUAACAACCCUGGAUGCAGACACAGCAGGAGUGCUGCUCAUUAGAGGAAGGCUGAAGAGAACAAGGGUGCAGGAGUUGCUGGCUAUAGGCGAAAGCACGGUGUCUACUGUACAGUCCACUGCACAGUCCAGUGUACAGCAUCCAGAUGAACUUGAUGCAUCCAAUACAGAUGAGACCACAGAACCUAUGGAACUACCCCCUGAAGAGACUCCAAAAAAGAAGAAAAAGAAAAAGCAUAAAAUCAAACAGGAGAUUUUGACCCCAGAGAAAGACACAGCACUGGAUUCAUCACCACAGCUCAACGAGACAAUAAACGAGAUGGGAGAAGAGAGCAGUGGUACCACAGAGAAAAAGAAGAAGAAAAAGAAAAAGAAAAAAGACAGAUACAAAGAAGAAGAGCAAGAGGAGCCACUGACCCUCCCCUUUUCCCCGGACACUACAUUGGACACAACAGCUGAGUUAAAUGGGACAAUGGAUGAAACAAAUGGGAAUGUGGAGAAAAAGAAGAAGAAAAAGAAAGACAAACAUAUUAAGGAUGAACCACAGGAGGUGGAUAUUAUGUCUAUGAUGGUCCACAGCUGUGACUCCAGUGGAUACCUCAGUGACAAGCCCAGCAAAAAGAGGAAACACCAAACUAAAACUGAAGACUUAACUGGUUUUAGUCUAGAGAUUGGAAUGCCAUGUAUGAAAAAAAUCAAGCCGCUGGUUGAGCUGAAAAGAGAGUUUGAAUAACAUUUUACAGAUACUAGAUUAUGGUAUUAAAACAUUGAUAUGUUCCUUUACUUAGACGGGAUCUUUCUAUCAUUGAAAGCUAACACAAGGUGGAGCCAUUGAACAGAUCCUAUUGUGCCGAAUGGAUUACCCAGCACUGCCUAAAGAGGGAGCUGAAUGCUUGUUUUCCUGCCAUCUUUCGGCCCAAAGUAAAGCCAGGAACAAUACUCAAAAUGUAGUGUCUGUCUGAUGAAUGUAUUUUCUGUGAUAAUACAAAAUGGACAUUUAUUUUCUCUUUCUCUUG